GCCCCGCCCCGCUCCGCCCCCGCUGCUGAGCCCCGGCCGGUACUCGGUGCAGGGAGGGGCCACCUUAGGCUAUUUAAGCCACCGAGGCGGAGCUGCUCGCUCCCGAGGGAAGCCGGUGCAGCCUUAGGACGCAACAACAUUCUGGUCAGAAGAUGGCUGCUCUUGACACCCUCUUUAAAUACAUUGAUGAACACCAAGACCUUUAUGUUGAGCGGCUGGCUGAGUGGGUAGCAAUCCAGAGUGUGUCAGCAUGGCCGGAGAAGAGGGCUGAAAUCAGGCGCAUGAUGGAAGUUGCUGCAAAGGGUAUUGAGAAACUGGGAGGCACAGCUCAACUUGUGGAUAUCGGGACACAAAAGCUGCCUGAUGGAUCAGUGAUCCCUCUACCUCCAAUUGUUCUGGGAAAGCUUGGCUCAGAUCCACGUAAAAAGACUGUGUGUGUAUAUGGCCACCUGGAUGUUCAGCCAGCAGCACUGGAGGAUGGCUGGGACAGUGAGCCCUUCACACUGGUAGAAAGAGAUGGGAAGCUGUAUGGGAGAGGAUCAACAGAUGACAAAGGUCCAGUGCUUGCCUGGCUGAAUGCCUUGGAGGCUUAUCAGCAAACUAAUCAGGAGUUUCCAGUAAAUAUUAAGUUCUGCCUAGAGGGUAUGGAGGAAUCAGGAUCAGAAGGCCUUGAUGAACUGAUUUUUGCUCAGCGCGAUACUUUCUUCAAAGAUGUGGAUUAUGUUUGCAUUUCUGACAACUACUGGCUAGGCAAGAACAAACCUUGUAUCACCUAUGGCUUGAGGGGUGUUUGCUACUACUUCAUAGAGGUAGAAUGCAGUGACAAAGACCUUCACUCUGGAGUUUAUGGUGGUUCAAUACAUGAGGCUAUGACGGAUCUCAUUGCUCUAAUGGGUUCUCUCAUAGACAAGAAAGGGAAAAUCCUCAUCCCUGGCGUCAAUGAAGCAGUGGCACCUGUUACUGAUGAGGAGCUGGCCAUUUAUGAGAAGAUUGAUUUUGACCUAGAAGAAUAUGCAAAAGACGUAGGAGCAACAAAACUACUCCAUGAUACAAAGAGAGAUAUCCUUAUGCAUAGAUGGAGAUAUCCUUCUUUGUCUCUCCAUGGAAUUGAAGGAGCCUUCUCAGCCUCUGGAGCCAAGACUGUGAUUCCUAGGAAAGUGAUUGGCAAGUUCUCAAUCAGACUUGUGCCAAACAUGACUCCUGAAGAGGUCACAAAGCAUGUUCAAGAUUACCUGACCAAAAAGUUUGCAGAGCUGCAGAGCCCUAACAAAUUCAAGGUAUACUUGGGCCAUGGUGGCAAGCCCUGGGUGUCAGACUUUGACCAUCCCCACUACAUGGCUGGCAGAAGGGCCAUGAAGACAGUUUUUGGAGUUGAACCAGACCUGACAAGGGAGGGAGGAAGCAUUCCUGUUACCCUCACUUUUCAAGAGGCAACAGGCAAGAAUGUCAUGCUGCUUCCUGUUGGAGCUGCGGACGAUGGUGCCCACUCUCAGAAUGAGAAACUAAAUAGGUACAACUACAUCCAGGGAGUGAAGAUGCUUGGCGCGUACCUCUAUGAAGUUUCACAAUUGAAGGACUAAGACACCUUACCUUCUGGCUUGUGAUUCAGAAGAUUCCUUUUCUUACGGACAGUGUCUGUUAAUUCUUAUGUGCCUCCCCUUUUCAACCAACACUCCACUGCUUUGGAGAAGAGGGAAGCAUGCGAUUCUACUUGAGAAACAAACAUUGUAAACCAAAAAUAAUUAUUCAAAUCCUUCAAAUGACAGACUAUUUCCUAUCUGUCCAGUAGUCCUGAAAGGCAUCUUUCCCCUGCCUCACUUCAGAGUUCUGAUUUGCUGUACUCGUUCUGGCCUCCCAGACUAGCAUUAACAGGCUAAGCUAGGCAAAUAUUAAGUAAUGAUGCUUUGCUCUGAGAAAUGCCUUAGAGCAUGGUGUGUUCCUACGUGUCUUGUAUAGUGAUGAGUUGAGCAGCAUCUGCUGCUUCUGUAGGGAAGAGAAGGCAGAAAUGCCCUGACUAUCCGGUUUUUGUUGUUUGAUCUGGAGUCUUAACUGUGAGUGGCUAUUGGGGCAGGAAGAAGGCUUCUGUUCUUACUAUACAUCUUCUAGAGCUUCUCUGCCUACUUUUUCUGUUUUCUAAUGGAGGUUGAGGUCCAGUAUCAUUAAACACUACACUUGUAUUUUCAGCUGGGGUACAGGCUGAGACUUGCAUAAUGUGGCUGUGUUGGUGCUUGUAAGCACCAAGCUUCUCUAGUAACACUGGAUAGUGUAAGGUUCUCACCUCCUGGUGGUGCUGAAACUAACUUGGUAUAACAACCUGGUAUAUGCAAGAUGGCACAAGUAUUCAUCUGUAUGUAGAGACCAACUGAUUAUAUAGGAUAACAUGUCCAAGCAGUUGUUGCUUUUAAAGCAGCUUUCCCCAGUCACUGAGUUGAUGGCUCAUACUUCUUUAAAUGGGAUGACUAUCUGAAAAGACCCCAUGGUUAGUUUAUGUUGCUUUUCUACCUAUUAAUUUGAGAAGCAUAAAAACUUCUAAAAUCCACUUCAUGGACUUGAGGUAAUGAGUUUUUCACAGUGUGUAAAAGAACUUAUUAGAUGGUCAAAAAGCUGAUAAUGUUAGGAGCUAUGUUUAGAAAUUUAUAGCUGUCAUUUCUAACUGCUGUGUUGAGAAUCAGGUAAUUGACUAAAGUUCUGUGCUAAAGAUUCUGCAUAAGGUCCUGCACUUCUUGAAUAAUCACAAUAUGGCAGAGUAGUGAAAAUUGUCCAAAACAGCACUAAGUAUAUAAAGGAAUUUCUGGGAAAGGCUUGGAAACAGAGUCUACUGAGUGGACUGUGGGAAUAUUUCAGCGUGCGGUGAGUGCCAGAACCCUGUGAGAAGAGCUUAAAAUAGGAUUUUGUCCUGAGCAAAAUGAGCACUGAAGAGUAAGAUGUUAAACUAAUAUGGCCUUUUUAAAAAUUAAGGGGACUUUACAACUGUUCUAUUGUAAUACCAGUUUGUAAUUCUAUAAUUAUACUAUAUUGAAAGCUUUCCUGCUUUGGGUGUAGCCUCCUUUGUUACCACGGAAGGUGAUAACAGAAGCUGUAGUACUUGACUGGAAUGAACACUGCAGGCAGAAAGGACCACGAUACCAGCUUCUGUCUGCCUGCUUCAGAACUGCCUUCUUGAAGGCUUCCAGGAAACUAAUACCUUUGGCAGAGGUCUGGAUUGCUGAUGUAUUUGGCUCUUGCGUAUUGUACAGGGGUUUACUUAAUCACAAUAGCCCAUGUUGUUUGAAGAGCAACACUCAAUGCAGAAGCUGGGCAUUACAUACAGUGUGAGGUAGCAAAACUUGGGGGGGAAAUUCAGUGAAGUAUGGAACAUCACAGCACCAUCUGCUGGACACAUGACUGGAGUUUUCCAUGCAGAGCUUUGUAUUGCUGCUUUUUUUUUUUUUUUUAACCUGUUUACUGAAAGGUUGUUCAACUCCAGUUAAUAUAUAACACGAAUGCAGGUGUAAAUAUAUGCUCUUUAAAAGGCUCCUGGGGGAGCUGGCUUGGCUGUCAGACCAGUUACUGUUUAGUGAAGGAACUACAGAAGAACAGAACUGCAGAUGUUGGGUACUCGUGUAGCUGCUGGGUAUUUUAAUGUGCUGAAUAAUUCCAUUGUGAAGUUAUGUAAUAGAAAAAUAUUCUUGCUGAUUGUGCAGUUUCUUACUCAUCUCUUUGCCUACAGUCACCAUCAUUUCUGUGCGGCAGAGUUACACAGGAACAACUUUAGAAAGAUGCAGGGCUGCAGUCUCCAGUUUACGUGAGCAGAGAAGAGUAAUGCCAUCUCUCUAUUGACAGGAAAACAAAAGUAAGGCUGUAAAAAGAAAAGGGGUUAUGCUCUCUUCUAAUCUAAAUCUUGACUGGGCUUAUAAGGGCUACUGAUACAUGCCUGUUUGGUUUAUUUAAAGCUUAUUCUUGUUUGGCACCCAUGUUUUGUUCAUCUGAUACUUAGAUGUUAUGUCUGAACAGGGCAGGAGCUCAGCUUAUUGCCUGCUGACCCAAACAGUACAUGGUCUGCAGUUGAUAAGAUAUUCUGUGAACUUCUGCUUAGCCAAAUUAUGUCAAAAUGUGCUGAAUACUCUCAAAUACUAAAGCAAAGGACUUGAAUCAC
Molecule: messenger RNA, 4135 nt
Organism: Coturnix japonica (Japanese quail)
Lineage: Eukaryota; Metazoa; Chordata; Aves; Galliformes; Phasianidae
Gene: CNDP2
Product: carnosine dipeptidase 2
Biological process (GO): proteolysis
Cellular component (GO): cytosol
Molecular function (GO): metallodipeptidase activity
Source: RefSeq, a predicted model, not a curated record